Messenger RNA from Siniperca chuatsi (mandarin fish), 2594 nucleotides. It is a transcript of the gene dmrta2, whose product is annotated as DMRT-like family A2. The transcript has 2 exons. The record is from RefSeq and is a predicted model, not a curated record. Gene Ontology annotation, biological process: germ cell development; regulation of transcription by RNA polymerase II; sex differentiation. Gene Ontology annotation, cellular component: nucleus. Lineage: Eukaryota; Metazoa; Chordata; Actinopteri; Centrarchiformes; Sinipercidae. The coding region runs from base 385 to 1734 and encodes 449 amino acids. Gene Ontology annotation, molecular function: DNA-binding transcription factor activity, RNA polymerase II-specific; RNA polymerase II cis-regulatory region sequence-specific DNA binding; protein binding.
UCUGGAGGAAGUUAGUGUCUCAGGCUGCGGCGAGUAACAACCUCGGCUCCUCCUGGACAGUUUUAACUUUCUACCGGGGAGGAAUGGUCGCUCCUCUAGGCUCCUGCUCUUUUCGGAUUUAAAGUCGACAGUAUCGUCAUAUUUUUGCUUCUUCGCCAGCCUCCUUGAACACUUUCCUUUAGAGUUUCGAUCAGAGAUUUUUUUUUUUUUGUGCACGAUAACCUCGCCAGUAGACAGACAUCGUUGACUUCACCUGUUGCCCAGAUAUGAUGAGAACCUCUGAGCAGAUGUGAGCGGCUCAAUACUAGUUUGACUCAAACAGAUCUUUCAGAACAACGCCGUUUUCUUGUUUAUAGUUUAGUUAUAUCAGUGAGGAACACGGCCAUGGAUCUGAGACCGGAGCUCCCCACAGUAUCCUCUGCUUCUCAAGUCCACCCAGGAGCGGCAGCAGCGGCCGCGGCAGCAGCCUCCAUCCCGGUGUCCAUGGCCAGCAACCUGCUGCGCGGCCCUCCGAUCCUCCUGCGCACCGCGGACAAGUACCCGCGCACCCCGAAGUGUGCCCGCUGCAGGAACCACGGCGUGGUUUCCGCGCUGAAGGGCCACAAGCGCUACUGCCGCUGGAAGGACUGUAUGUGCGCCAAGUGCACCUUGAUCGCCGAGAGGCAGCGAGUGAUGGCGGCGCAAGUGGCGCUGCGGCGGCAGCAGGCGCAGGAGGAGAACGAAGCCCGAGAGCUACAGCUGCUCUACGGCACGGCGGAGGGACUCGCCCUGGCCGCCGCCAACGGCAUCAUCCCACCGCGUCCGAACUACGAGGUGUUUGGCUCUGUCAGCAGCGAGAGUAACUCAGAUUCAAGUAUCCAGAAGUAUGAGCUGUUUCCAAAGAGUCAGCUGUCCGGGUCCGCCACCACUCAGCAGACUGUGGGGAAACCGGCGUCCACCGAAAGUGACUCGGCCCCGGGCAUCUCGUCCCCAGACGGCCGACAUGGAGGCUCGGGUUCAGAGAACGGAGACAGCGAGUCUUUCAUCAGCUCGCCGGUCUCCAAGCCUUUAAAAGACGGAGGGGAAACUCCAGGGUCCGUCAGCUCCCUCGGCUCUGAUUCCGGCUCUGAGACCGACAAAGACGAUCAGGAGCCCUCCCCGUCCUCUGCGGCCUCCCGGCACAUGAACGCCAUCGACAUCCUGACCCGAGUGUUCCCCAGCCACAAGAGGAGCGUCCUGGAGCUCGUCCUGCAAGGCUGCGGUAAGGACGUGGUGCAGGCCAUCGAGCAGAUCCUCAACAACAGCGGCGCUCAGGGCCCCAACAAGGCCGGGCCAGAGGAGACGUGGACGGCCGAGAGGAUGCUCCAAAACGCACAGCAGGCCCCGCCGUCCUCCACAUCCACAACCGCCCCGACAAGGCCCAUGUUACCCGGAGCCAUGACUCUCAGUAACCGCUCUGCGUUUUCUCCUCUCCAGCCAAACGCCCCGCACUUCGGCGCCGACCCCAGCACAUAUUCUCUGGGCACCCACCUGGGACUGAACCCGCUGCGGCUGGCCUACUCUGCGCACAGCCGGGGACUGGCUUUCAUGACGCCCUACUCCACCACCGGGUUGAUGCCCACUCUGGGCUUCAGACCCCCGAUGGACUAUGCCUUUAGCGACCUGAUAAGGGACAGGACAAUGUUACACAAGGAGCAAGGCUAUGCCAGCGGCCUGUACGGGCCUUUGGUCAACAACACGCCGGAAAAACAGUGAGGCUGGCGGACUGACCAUAGAGACACACUCCAUUGUAUUUGUAGCCACAAGUGUUGAAUGUUCUGGCGAAAAUCUGUGAUGUGUUUUGGCUACAGGCUACUGUACAUAAUAGGAUUAUCUGGCUUGUAGUCAAAUGGUCUGAGAGUAAAAAAACUAAACUCACGUAUGUGUAAAUUUCAAAAAUAAUUUUAUAUGUUUGACUACAAACGUUUGGAUGACAUUCCCCACGUGUGAACCUGAUUGUUCCAUCGAUAAAAUAACGUGAAGCUGAAACGAUAUUUAAAGAUUCCAAAAUAAAUCACGAUCAGGCUGGAAAAGUAAAAAGUAAACCCAGUGCUUUUAUUACCGAUUUUUACGGCAGUUCUAGAAUAAAAAUUAAAAUAAAGCAACGAAGACAUGAUUUAUGAGAGACUUAUAACAUUUUAAAGCCCAUCAAAUUUGUCAGCCGGUUGGUGCAACUGAAGUGCAUAUACAUUUUCAAAAUCAAAAUAUGCAUUUCUCUCACACACAUGGAAUAUUAAAUGAGGCAGUUAAGUUAUUAUAACAUGUAGCUUACAGAUGUUAACACUAUUUCUUGAUGUAAAAGUUGAACUAAUGAUGUGUAAAUGCCAUCCCUUUUUUCUUAUGCAUUAUUUCACUUAUUUCACCUUUUUUUUUAGUUCGUUUCCAACUGCCUGUAUUAUAUCUUGCAUUUGGUAAUAUGAAUUGCUAUGCUAUAUUUGACUUUUCAUUUAUCCGUUAGUCAGCUCAAACCUUUUGUGACAAAGUGCUGGAUCAAGUCAGUUCCUCUUCAAAUGUUUCAAACUGUGCUGUCACAUUGUACUAUGAAUAUGCUGGAAAUAAAUGUUAUUUUAAAGAAA